AUGUUAACUGGAGAACCUCCAUCAAAUUGUCAUGACCACCAUGACGAAUGGGGUUUCCACGAUUGUUAUAAUAUUGAGCUUGGAUUUUUCGAUAAGGGGAACCAAAAUCCAGAUCGCUCAAAGAAAUAUAACGGCCGGAAAAAGAGACAUGUUAACUCCAAUUCGCGUUGUAAUUCAGCAACUACCACAUCAGAGCACAAACAAUGGAGAAAAGUUUCAUUUCCCUCACAUAGAGGCGGCCCUGAUAUAGAUAAUGUUUCUGGGUCAUUCCCAUCAGUUUCAACAGACAUGGAUCAUGACUGCCUAGAAAAGAUAGUGCAAAGCACCAUGUUAGACAACGCUGGAGGAGAAGCUACCCAAAAUCCUAUGGAAAAUGCAGAAUUGAGGAGGCAACAACAAAAGGUGCCUUUCAUUGCACAUUUUGAAGACUUGAAACGGGAGCGUGGAACUACUGAUUUGGUGAUAAUAGGAGAGGCGCGACAAAACACUAUCAUAAAGCAAAAAAUGUGCUUGGUGGAAUGCUUACCUAGAGUCGAUGGCACCGUCGCCUUCCUCGUGUGCAGCGACGCAAUUCUGGUCCUCAUUUUAGCUCACCAUGGCAGACUGGACAAAAAAGGGAAUUAG
Oldenlandia corymbosa var. corymbosa is the source of this 624-nucleotide messenger RNA. The record is from the annotation of a GenBank genome assembly. Lineage: Eukaryota; Viridiplantae; Streptophyta; Magnoliopsida; Gentianales; Rubiaceae.